GACACCAAAGCACCCGCCUCCCUUCCAUAGGAGCACAUCACAAUCUCACAGCCAGGGUCUCCAAGGUUAUUAUGUGUGUGUGCUGCGCUCGAGGUGGUUGUGUCUUUCGCCUUCAGUGAGGCAGGAGCUUGAGAGCAUUGCAGUUAUUUGAGGCCACGAUGGAUCAAGCCAGGACAACAAUUUCAAAAAUCUUCAAUGGGGAGCCGCGCUCCUACACUCGCUUUAACUUGACCCAGAACAUGGAGGGUGACAACAGCCAUGUGGAGAUGAAGCUCUCAUCUGACAUGGAUGAUGAAGCGGAGGCUAACGGUGUUGGGGAAAACACAAACCAACAUAAUGGUCCAUAUUACCCCAGCAAACUAAACCAGCGUUCUCCCAAAAUCAUCUGUGGAUAUGUCAUUGGCAUUCUCAUCCUUUUCAUUAUUGGAUACCUCAUUGGUUACCUGUCUAAUAGAAGCACAGAAAAAACAGAAAUCAAGUCAGAUUGUCCGGUCUUUAAUGAGAUUGCCCCAGUGAAAGCAGAAGCAGUUUAUUCGUUGGACUGGAGUGAUCUCAGGGCAUUGCUGAAAAAUAAAUUGACAACCAGCAACAUUAACAGCAACCUCAAGGAAUUCUCUAGUGCCAGUCACCAGGCAGGAAGCACAGGAGAUGAGGCACUUGCUAAUAAAAUCAUGGGGAAAUUCAAAACUUAUGGAAUGAGCACCUGGACCGAUGAGCACUAUGUGAAAAUCCAUGAGCCUGGUUCCUCAAAUAACCGAGUCCUGUUCCGUGGUAAUGUUGUGGGAACAACCGAGGGCUAUUUGGCAUACAGUGCACUUAAAAAAGUUCAGGGUGCAGCUCUGUAUGCCCAUUAUGGACGAGCAGAAGACUUCAGGCGCCUGCAAGAGCUAAAUGUUGACAUAAAUGGAAAGGUCGUCUUGGUUAGAGCUGGACUCUUAAGUUUUGCUGAAAAGGUUGCUAAUGCUGCUAGCCUGAAUGCUAGUGCUGUGCUAAUUUAUCCAGAUCCUGUUAACUACAAUAUUAAAGAGGACACUGCUCUUUUUGGCCAUGUCCAUCUCGGCACUGGGGAUCCCUACACUCCAGGAUUCCCUUCCUUCAAUCAUACCCAGUUUCCCCCGGCUCAGUCCUCUGGCUUGCCCAGUAUUCCGGCCCAAACUAUAACCAUAAGACAGGCUACUGAGAUCAUGAGUAAGUUAGGUGGUCGGACUUCCCCUGAUGCCUGGAGUGAUGGGAUGCUUCGGGAUACCAUGUACAAACUCGGUGAUGACGGUGACAAUAUUACAGUGGAAGUAAAGAAUGUCCUUAUUCAGAAAAAAAUCCACAAUGUGUUUGGGGUGAUUGAAGGUUAUAUGGAUAAAGAUCGUUAUAUGGUGAUUGGCGCCCAGCGAGAUGCAUGGGGCCCUGGAUAUGCCAGAAGCACAGUUGGCACUAGUUUACUGGUGGAGUUGGCCAGAACGAUCACAGAUAUGAUCAAGAAUGAUGGAUUCAAGCCAAAGAGGAGCAUCAUUUUCGCUAGCUGGAGUGCUGGUGAAUUUGGCGGUGUUGGGGCCACUGAGUGGUUGGAGGGCUACCUGACCUCCCUGAAUUUGAAAAUGUUUUCUUAUGUCAGCCUUGAUGAAGUUAUUUCAGGUUCUGACACUUUCAAAGCAGCUGCCAGUCCACUGCUGUAUGAGUUACUAGAGAGCACUAUGAAACAGGUCUCAUCUCCAGUUGAUGCAACUAAAUCCUUGCAUGAACAGUUUGCUGGAUCCAGCUGGGAGAAGUCUGUAAUGGAGCCUAUGGGUUUGUCUCAGUCUGCUUAUCCAUUCCAGACCUUCUCAGGCAUCCCGUCACUUUCAUUUCGAUUUACUUCAAGUACAAAAGCAUACCCUUUUGGCACUAUGGAGGAUACGGAUCAAAAUCUAGAACGGUACACUUCCUACAACACCCUGAAACUUGCCAAGGCAGCAGGUGAGGUGGUCGGACUUGUUACUCUCCGGCUGGUACAUGACCACUUGCUCAAGCUGAACGUGGCAAAGUAUACCAGCGUCAUCCGCAACUAUGUGUCCCAAAUCAGGUCUAAAGUUGAAUCACGGCAAAUGUCGGGUCGCCUUCCUUCCACUGUGACGAUGCAGUGGCUUCUCUCAGCUCAGGGGUCAUACGAUCGUGCUGCCAGCGCUCUUAUUUCCACCAUCCGGAACAGUGAUCUUGAUGACAUGGAGCAGUGUCGCAUCAUCAACAAUCGCAUUAUGAGGGUGGAAGGCAGUUUUCUCUCUCCCUAUGUGUCUCCACGGGAGAGUCUAUUCCGGCACAUUCUGCUGGGCUCUGGAUCACACACUCUGGCAGCUCUGGUGGAUCACCUUGAAGCCAUUAAAGGAGGGCUUGAUUCUGCUGACAUUGACCUAUUCAAGAAUCAGUUUGCUCUUGCCACCUGGACCAUCCAGGGCUGUGCAAAUGCCUUGGCAGGGGAAGUAUGGGAUAUGGAUAAUGAAAUUUAGACAAGCAGAUUCAGCUCACCUCUUUAACUGUGUGAUAACUUUGAACCUUCACUCAAGGAAAAAAGGAAAAUUAAAGCAGAAAAUGAUUUUGGUGCUCUAUUAACAUGAAUUUAGGAUAAGUGGUUUACAUCAGUAUUUACAGCAUUAGUUUAUCCACAAAUUGAACAUUGUGUAAUUAUUUACUCACCUUCAUGUCAUUCCAGACCGCUUUUGUGAAACACAAAAGAAGAUAUUUGAAGAAUGUACUAUUCAUUCUUUUCCAUGAAAUUAUUGGAGUUAUCAAACAUCAAAAAAAACAUAAGGGCAUAAAAUAUUAUAAAAGUAGCUCAUAUCACUCAUGUGCUAUACUUUGUAUUCUGAAUCCAUACAGAUCAUUAUUUAUUAGGGGUUUGAUUGACAUCAGGGUAGAUAACCCAGAAUUUCUAUUCUUGGAGGAAGUUUUUCUUUGAGAUCUAGUUUAGAUGAUACAAAUUGGGAAUGUGUUACUGGUUUGUUAUUUUCCAAAUUUUCAGACUCCUUUAAGGAACUACUUGCAUAAUACCUGAACAGUCUGGAUUUAGAGCAUUUGUCUCAAACUCAAUUCCUAGAGGGGCACAGCUCUGGACAGUUUAGCUCCAACCCUAAUCAAACACACCUGGUCCAGCUAAUCCAGCUAAUUACUAGAAACUUCCAAGCAGGUGUGAUUUUGGAGUUGGUAGGAGCAAAUCUGCAGAGCUGUGUCCCUCCAGGAAUUGACUUUGAGACCACUGAUUUAGAGUUUUUUUUUUAUACAGACUCCAGUUAAACAAUCAGCCAUAGACAUUUUAAUGUUUGUAUCCUGACUUAACCUGUGAUCUUAAAACACCUCGUAAAGCACAGUAUUUUCUCAAAUUUUCUGGUUGGAUAAACUUUUUCAGGGGCUCUUCAGGUCAAUUUUGUCAAAUAAUAGAAAGAGGCUUUCCUUUGUGGCCCUGAAAUUCUGUUUAUUAGUUUUUUAUUUAUCAGUGACAGGGAUCACUAUAAAUAGCAUUUUGUAACACCUUUUUUAACAAAUGUAUAAUUAUCGGAAGCAGUGCCUUCCAUAAUUAUGACAGUUAUACUGUCGAAAUGAGAAAGCAGCAUCUGCUAUGGAGAUAACCUUGUUUUCAAAGGAUAUGACCACAGACUACAUUGUAUUUCCUAAAUGAUAAUUAAAAAAAUCAGUAAGUUACUGGUAUGUAUCAGUCUAUGGCAUCCUCCUUUUUAAUCAAUGUUAUACCUGAUCCAGAAUCAUUAUCGGGAGCAGUGCCUUCCAUAAUGCGAAGAUGAUGGUAGUUUUUGCCUACCGAUGUGUUGAUAUCGAGGGCAGUGCCCCUCAUAUUUCACUGUGAUGUGGAUGUAAUUAUUGGGAACGGUGUUUCCCAUGAUGUAAAAAAUCAUCUAUAUUCACACACUCUUACCAUAGUAGUUAUCUGUAGUAAGUCAUGUAAUCUGUCAGUUUUUCAUACACAGUGUAGUGCUAUUACCUACUUUAGCCUUGGAUGAAUCAAAUAUGAAGUGGGUGAGGAUCACAGCAGAAAUGUAAUUUAUAGAAACAUUCUCUGUAAGAUCCUGUCGUGGUAUUCUGUUGUUCACUUCUGUUCGGUUUUCAUAGUUCUUUUGUUUCUGGGAUAUUGAUAUUUGUGCCUUGUAGAUUAUGAUAAAGCUUUUAAAAUACUUUUUCUUUUUCCUCUUCUUUGUUAGAAUUUAACUUCACUCUUGCUGUUUUACUUGCAAAUCAAAGUGAGAUUAAGUUACAAAACUAUUCAGCUAAUUGGUUUUAAUGUUCACCUUUUGAUGCCAGUGUCAUCUGUUUAUCAUUAUACCAUGGUUGUCAGAAGACUUGUCAAUAUGAAUCGCAAAAGUGGGAAACACUCAUGUCAUGUAAGACUUUGAAAUAGGUCCUGUACAGGUCCUAUACACACACACACACACACACACACACACACACACACACACACACACACACACACACAUACGUGGAAGAGAUGAAAAUGGAGAUUAAAGUCUAUUCUAACAAUACUCUGUUUGUAAUGACUUGCAGUUUUAUGAUUGUCUAUGUACAUCCAUAUCUUAAAACAUGUUUAUGAAGAAUGCUAUGUCAGUAGUAGUUUUGUUGUAGACAAAAUUGGUUUAAAGCAUUGCAAGUGUGCUGAUUCUCCGUUUUAUGAUAAGUCUGCAAGUGAUCAAUUAAAAAUUUUAACAACUCCUUUGUCAA
This is a messenger RNA of Carassius gibelio (silver crucian carp), 4692 nucleotides long. RefSeq names its product transferrin receptor 1a (gene tfr1a). Gene Ontology annotation, cellular component: external side of plasma membrane. Lineage: Eukaryota; Metazoa; Chordata; Actinopteri; Cypriniformes; Cyprinidae. The record is from RefSeq and is a predicted model, not a curated record. Bases 159 to 2477 code for a protein of 772 amino acids. The transcript has 18 exons. Gene Ontology annotation, biological process: transferrin transport; intracellular iron ion homeostasis. Gene Ontology annotation, molecular function: transferrin receptor activity.